GUGCUUAUAAAAAGUGCACAAAGUAUGUGGGAGUGCUCGAUAAUGUGCUCCUGAUUAUUACUUCGUUUCCUCAUUAUAACAAAUAUCUCUUUUGCCAUCUUGCGAGCCUCUUCUCUGCCCUUUCUAUCACCAAAUUCCAUGUUGCUUGCUCCUUAUUGGAUGCGCCUAAGGGUAAGCCCGGGAAGAAGACUAAUCAACAGCAUUUGCUGAUUCAAGAUGCAAAGCUCUAUGGGCGUGAUCCUGUCUUUGCUGUGAUUUGUAAAGCUUCUUUGUUACCUGAGGUGGCGAAGAACCAUGAUAUUCAGAAGAAUGAAACUCUUGUACAACUUGGGCAGUUAUUGAUCACUUUUCUUCGAGUUCUUUGUACAAAUAUUUCCUGGCAAAGGCGUAAACUUGGAAAGAUUUUGCAAGAUUGGCGUAUCAUACACGUACAGCUGGAACUGGCUUUUAGGAAAGAGUUUGGAGAUAUCUUAACCACUUCAAGUAACGAGAAUAUUUGUAUGAAGAUAUGCAGACACAUUCUCAUAUGGGUUGAGGAGCAAACAUACUGGAUAGCUUCCCGUUUCCUGAUGUUGGGCUUUGAAUUAGACUUGUAUUCCGCUGGUGAAUAUUGUAUGGUCUACUGGUACAUGUAUAUUAUCCUGAUCAAGCUUGCGGAGAAAACACAUAUGCGGACGAUGACAAACAAUGAAAUCAGUAAAAGGAAAGGGAAGAAGAAAAGAGAUUUUGUAAAAGAUGGAGGAAAAGAUUAUCAACUUCCACCUUCAAUUUUGUUUCUUCAGUGCCAUGUAUAUCUUGCUGAAGGUCUUACCAUGAUGCUGGCAGCUUUAAGGAAUGAACGGCAAANUGACCAAUCUUGCAAUUUUCCUCAGAGGUUUGUCCAGCACUUUGAGUUGCUUCUAAAAGCUUGCCUGCCCGAUCAUGUCUCCUAUUAUUCAUUCCAGGAGACGACUGCUCAUGCUCGGCUAUCGAAUUUAUCUAUGUACAACUGCUUCAAAGAAGCUCAGAGAAGUGCAAAGGAUCUAAGGAGCAGUUUCUCUAAUGAUCCAGAUAAAAUGUCAGAGCUUCGUCGUAUAGAACAAGUAGCAGAACAUAACAGUGUUGCUCUUGGUCUUAUAUCCCGGCUAGGAACUCUUGACCCGUCGCUUAAGGUUCAAUUCGAGUUCAGCCACCACCCUUUCUUUGCUACCGCAGUAGUGAAGAGAUCUUGAAGAUGAAGUUUUUCUUUGAUCUCCAAAUUUUGCCAUCCACUCUUGUGAAGAAGAGAUCUUGAAGAUGAUCUGUUCUUGAUCUCCAGUUUUGAAGUAUUGUUAGGUCUCAUUGGAUAAUGUAACAUAUUUCGUCGAAUUUUUUUAUAUUACCAUAUUUUUCCUUUUCAUUUUAUUUAUUUGUUGUUACUAAUGAUGUAAUUUGUAAUUUGGGAAGGAAUAGUCAAUAUUUAUUGUAUAAUAUAGCAUCAAGUAUGAGGAUUUUGCAAGAUUA
Nicotiana tabacum (common tobacco) is the source of this 1482-nucleotide messenger RNA. The record is from RefSeq and is a predicted model, not a curated record. Lineage: Eukaryota; Viridiplantae; Streptophyta; Magnoliopsida; Solanales; Solanaceae.